GAUAAUUCAGCAUGGCAAAAAGAUAGCUUUUUUGUCAUGAAUGAUUUCAAAUCUGGUCAUUUUGUUCAUUGCUUACUGUUUGUGGCUUUGUAUGAUGUUGCUUGUUUUUUGGGUCUUGACUUGUGUGUCCUUGUCUUCUAUUGCAUGCUGCGUGACGAGCAGUGUUGGUCUACACGUCCAAUCACAGUGUUCUGUUAUGUCCAAGUAUACGCCACUGGGUUCAGCAGAUUCCAAUUAUAGUCAGCCCUCAUCUGAUCUUUCACUUGAUGAAGAAAGAGAAGCUCUUCGUCGUGAAACUGAAAGACAAGCUUUGGCACAGUUAGAAAAAGCAAGGACAAAAUCAGUUGCAUUUGCUGUUCGCACAAAUAUUGCAUAUGAUGGCUCUCUUGAUGACGAUUCUCCAGUCCAUGGAUGUGCAAUUUCAUUUGGUAUUAAAGAUUUCUUGCAUAUUAAGGAGAAAUAUAAUAAUGACUGGUGGAUAGGAAGGUUAGUGAAAGAAGGCUGUGAUGUUGGUUUUAUACCUAGUCCUGUUAAACUAGAAAAUUUACGGUUACAGCAGACUCAACCAAGGGGUAGCAAAAUACAUUCUAGUAAAACAAGUUCAUCUUCUAAUCUUGGAGGUCUUGUAAAUGAAGUUUUAUCUAAUUCUAAAUCUUCUAACUCUAGAGGAUCCACGCCGCCAACUCCAGCUAUUGAAGUUGACCAGAAUGGUUUGGAUUCCAAUAUACCAGAAGAUAAUGAUAGUUUAAGUAAUUCCAAACUUGGUAAACCAAGCAUCACAACACCUCCAGCAAAAGAAAAGAAAAAGCCAUUUUUCAAGAAGUCAGAGAACAUUCCCCCGUAUGAUGUAGUGCCUUCAAUGCGGCCUGUGGUUCUAGUUGGACCAUCCCUAAAGGGCUAUGAGGUCACGGACAUGAUGCAGAAAGCUCUCUUCGACUUCUUGAAGCAUCGCUUUGAAGGAAGGAUUAUAAUUACUAGAGUAACAGCAGACAUAUCAUUGGCAAAGCGAUCCCUCCUAAAUAAUCCAAGUAAACGUGCCAUUAUGGAAAGGUCCAAUAGUCGAUCAUCAUGUCUAGGUAAAUUAUAA
Messenger RNA from Centruroides sculpturatus (bark scorpion), 1087 nucleotides. RefSeq names its product voltage-dependent L-type calcium channel subunit beta-2-like. Gene Ontology annotation, biological process: neuromuscular junction development; regulation of voltage-gated calcium channel activity; chemical synaptic transmission. Gene Ontology annotation, molecular function: high voltage-gated calcium channel activity; protein binding. Bases 41 to 1087 code for a protein of 348 amino acids. Gene Ontology annotation, cellular component: voltage-gated calcium channel complex. The transcript is spliced from 7 exons. Lineage: Eukaryota; Metazoa; Arthropoda; Arachnida; Scorpiones; Buthidae. The record is from RefSeq and is a predicted model, not a curated record.